Messenger RNA from Poecilia latipinna (sailfin molly), 1455 nucleotides. Its product is annotated as equilibrative nucleoside transporter 4-like. Lineage: Eukaryota; Metazoa; Chordata; Actinopteri; Cyprinodontiformes; Poeciliidae. Gene Ontology annotation, molecular function: nucleoside transmembrane transporter activity; monoamine transmembrane transporter activity. The transcript has 7 exons. The record is from RefSeq and is a predicted model, not a curated record. Gene Ontology annotation, cellular component: plasma membrane. Bases 418 to 1422 code for a protein of 334 amino acids. Gene Ontology annotation, biological process: nucleoside transmembrane transport.
CUCCUCCUCUCUCUCUCUCCCUCCCCCCAUCCCUCCAUCUAUCCGCGCUUCCUUUCUUUCUCCUCUCCCGCUGGAUGGUGCGUUAGGAGCGCGUGCAGGAAGGCACCGGGACUCUCCUUUCUUCUUCUUCUUGUUCUCGGAUGGAGACGGGCUGAGCUGAGCAGGGUCCAGGUCCAGGUCCAGGUCCCAGACCGGCGCAGUCCACCUCCAGCAUCCCGCUGGAAGCUCCUCUCUCCGUGGAAAAGCCGCUGCUGGGAGCCGCGGAAGGGGAAGCAGCAGUAAGGGGAGACGCGAUCCUUCGUCAUCCGAAGGCCUCCUGCAUCCCUUCCAGGGGCGUGUCGCUGGGGGUCGUGUCCGCACCAUGCUCGUGUAGCCCGCUCAGUGCCGGAGGAGUCUUCUGUAGCGCGUCGCGUCUCCAUGCAUUCUUCAAGGCCAGAGCUGAGCUCGGCGGGAGCGGAGCGCCGCAGGCCCGCGCCGGCCCAAAUGCCCGACGACUGGGACGGGUGGAGGGAUCGAGGGAUCGCCGGGUGGAGGGACGCGGGGAGGGAAGGCUGGAGGGAGGGCAGGGAGAGCGGCGUGGUGCAGAGCUACAGCUUCGAUUCAUACCAGCUGGAAGAGGAGGAGAUCAGUAAGGAUGCCCCAGAGCGAGGAGUGCUGGCUCUGUCUGAGCCCGACUUUGAGCAGCCGAUCCCUGAUGACCGUUACCAUGGCAUCUACUUUGCAAUGCUGCUGGCUGGAGUGGGUUUCCUGCUGCCGUACAACAGCUUCAUCACCGACGUCGACUACCUGCAUCACAAGUUUCAGGGAACAUCCAUAGUGUUUGACAUGAGUCUGACGUACAUAGUGGUCGCUCUGCUGGCUGUGAUCCUCAACAAUGUGCUGGUGGAGAGGCUCAGCAUGCACACCAGGAUUACUGUGGGUUACAUCUUAGCAUUGGGGCCGCUCAUCUUUGUCAGCUUGUUUGACGUCUGGUUGGAAAAAUUCACCACCAAGCAGGCUUACGUCAUCAACCUGUUGUCAGUGGGAGUGGUGGCCUUCGGAUGCACAGUGCAGCAGUCCAGUUUCUAUGGUUACAUGGGGAUGCUGCCCAAGAGGUACACUCAAGGGGUGAUGACCGGGGAAAGCACGGCCGGAGUGAUCAUCUCGCUGUCCCGGAUCUUCACCAAGCUGCUGAUCCCUGACGAGAAGAAGAACACGCUGAUCUUCUUCCUCAUCUCCAUCAGCAUGGAGAUGCUGUGCUUUCUGCUGCACCUCGUCGUCCGACGCUCGCGCUUCGUCCGCUACUACACCGGCCACGCCCAGGGCAAAGGUCAAGUCAAAUGUCACGACCCACGGGACGCUGGGACUGGAUACAGGGUCCAUCACGAUGUCACCGCAGAGGAAGUGAUAUUUGUAUGUUUUUCCCCGACAACGGCGCCGUAAAAAUGUUUUGAUUUAACUUAAACUUUUGCUGCA